Messenger RNA from Pocillopora meandrina, 1925 nucleotides. The record is from the annotation of a GenBank genome assembly. NCBI's taxonomy places the organism in Eukaryota, Metazoa, Cnidaria, Anthozoa, Scleractinia, Pocilloporidae.
CGCACCUUUUAUCGGUUUACUGGCGUAAAAACCCACGCGGGAGGACACGACAAAAGGUUUUUCAUUUUAAAAAAAGCGAAGGAUUUACAACUUGUGCGAGUGUUCUACAAUUUUGUAAAUCACAAGAUGAAUAUGUACGUAUUGUGUGAAUGCUUUUAUUUAUUUUUUUUAUUUUUUCAGUAAUCGACAACAGUUAGACAAAGUGGUUAUAACUUAUUCGGUUCAAUGGAUGUUUAGUCAAUCAGAUUGCACAUAUCAGAGUAAUUUUUGAAACGAGACAUUUUUUUAUGCACUACCUUUGUUUCUUUCAGGUGUUGGCCGCUAGUAUCAUGGGCGUGACUUUAAGCGGCAUGCAAAGACCUUCCUUAACUCUGGUACGAAAUAUAAGCUAUUGUAUUUACGCAUCAUGAGGGAUCCAUUCAUUUUCCGCCAGGUGGAAUGUACGUUAAAUAAUUCCCAGUAGAUAUACCAAUACAUAAACCUUGAAUCCAUAAGAGAGGAAGUAGCAACUUGUGAUACCUUUUUUAUAUUUCACUAUUUGUUUAUAAUUUUUUUUUUGGCCCUUUGCAGAUGUGAGUGUAGCCUGUGCUGCAAUAUCAGCGAUAACCGUGUACCACUAUCUGGUCAAUUUGAUGGCUUUGGGUAAUGCCUCAGCGCUAAGCAGGGAUUACUAUGAUAAAGAUCCCUUUUUCUUUGAUUCGGACAUAAACUUUACUGCAAAGCAAAAAUCCAUGGUGGCUGUUUCUUCCCUGAUCAUCAUAUGCUCCAUCAUUGAGAUCAUUCUUGCGGUGACAGCCAUCAGGAGCAGUGAUAUAGGUGGUCAGAGCUCGCAGGAACAGCAAGUUAGAGAAGUUGAUGAUUACCAGAUUCUUGAAUCUAACAAACUCAAUAUUUCUGCGUUAUCAACUUGAAUCACUUUGAUGAUCAGUCAGUUAGUCGGUCAGUUAUCUGGCCAGUCAGUCAAUUUUCGUCAAAUCUUUUCGUCUGGGUAAUCAGUCAUUAAACUAAUCAGUCAUUUAUUUAAUCAACAUGUUUGCCAGCACGCUAUAAACAAACCAGUCGCAGACGUUUGUUUGCCAAAUUGCCUCGACGACACGGUGUAUAAACGAUAUUUAAUAAUUAUUAACCUUAGUGAAGGUGAAUAGUGCUGCCCACCCGCGAAGCGACACCGAUUGAUUGUCUUACAAUAUACCACACAGAAAGCCCCCCCCCCUCCCCCCCCAAUAAAAAAAAUUUAAAAAAGUUUAUUUAUGUCAAUUUGGCCACUCGGAGGUGAAUCGUACUUGCUAGUCACUUUCGAACCAGCCAACAUUCACGUGUGUGGUGUACGCUAACACCUAAUAUUCCUCAAUUCUCACCUAUGGAUCACAUUAAUUAGGUCACAAAACGCGAAAUCAAAACAGCCAGGGCGUACGAUAAGCACUACUCACCUGUGUGGUUUACACUAACACCGGAUAUUCCUCAAUUUUAACUGAUGCAUAUUGAAUCAUGAAACGCCUUUAGACCAAUCGCGCAAUGGAAACAUUUGAUUGACUACAAGUUAUUAAAUGAACCAGGGUAAUAAAACACAUCAUAUCACAAUUCAUUUUCAGGUAAGGAUUUGCCAUGGCCAGCUUGAAGCUGAUCAGGUGCCGAUCUAUACGCAAGCGCGGCCGACCUCAGUUGCAGCCCAACCACUGAUGGCUUUUCCAGACACUACUAAUUAGUAGCUACAGUUGAACCUUUAUUAAGCCGUCACCAUGUAUUUAGCUGUCAGUUGCAAUCGUUCAAGUCCCGAAUGUUUUAUCCCUUAAUUACUGUAAAAUGUACCUAUAUUAAGCGGUCACAUCUAUUUGGCGGUCACAGUCACCGUUUAGUAAGUCCCAACCGCCUGUUUUUUAUUGUCUUUCACUUGUAUUGAACAGUCACUGAAAGCGGAACCACUC